Molecule: messenger RNA, 1207 nt
Organism: Dioscorea cayenensis subsp. rotundata (Guinea yam)
Lineage: Eukaryota; Viridiplantae; Streptophyta; Magnoliopsida; Dioscoreales; Dioscoreaceae
Product: senescence-specific cysteine protease SAG39-like
Exons: 2
Coding region: 152-1174 (340 amino acids)
Cellular component (GO): lysosome
Molecular function (GO): cysteine-type endopeptidase activity
Source: RefSeq, a predicted model, not a curated record
CUUCACUCCCUGAGACCCUCUCAAUCUACACCACCUCAUCACUAUCACUCCAUCUCCAACAACCCCCGGCCCUAUAUAAAUUAACCCCUACCCUUGCACAACAUCUCAACUCACUCAACCAUCACAAAGCUCAUACCAUAUAUCAUCACUCAUGGCUUCAAAAAUGUCCCCGCUCCUCUCCUUCUUCAUCCUCACUCUCUCUUCUCCCAUGGUUGCCUCAUCAAGAAUCCUCAAGAGUGAGAUUGCCAUGGCAGAGAGGUAUGAGCAAUGGGUGGUUGACUACGGUCGAACAUACAAAGAUGCCGAUGAAAAACAACUCCGUUUUGAGAUUUUCAAGCUCAAUGUCGAGUUCAUUGAGUCGUUCAACUCAGCGGAGAAUCAUAAGUUUAAACUCGGCAUAAACCAGUUCGCAGAUCUCACUAACAAAGAGUUCAAAGCCAUGUACACUGGUUUCAAACCUCCCACUAGCGAUAAUAGGAGCAAGACCAAUUUCAAGUACGCAAACUUCACUGAUGUUCCUGAAUCUGUGGACUGGAGAGACAAGGGUGCCGUCACACCUAUCAAAGAUCAAGGCGCAUGCGGAUCUUGUUGGGCAUUCUCGGCUGUGGCAGCUAUGGAAGGAAUAACAAAGUUGAGCACUGGCAAUUUGAUCUCCCUUUCAGAGCAAGAGCUUGUGGACUGUGAUAUUCAUGGGAAUGACACAGGAUGCCAAGGUGGAUACAUGGACAAUGCGUUUGAGUUCAUCAUUGAGAAUGGUGGUCUCACAACCGAAGAAAACUAUCCUUAUAAUGCCACUGAUGAUGUUUGUAAUACCCAGAAAGCGGCUUCACAUGAUGCAAGCAUUAAGGGUUUUGAGGAUGUGCCGGCAAACAGUGAAGAUGACUUGCUCAAGGCUGUGGCUAAUCAACCUGUUUCAGUUGCAAUUGAUGCUAGUGGCCUUUUUCAGUUUUACUUUAGUGGUGUUUUAUCUCCUAUUGGGUGUGGUAAUGAACUUGAUCAUGGUGUGGCAGCUGUUGGUUAUGGGACAACUAGUGAUGGUACGAAGUAUUGGAUUGUGAAGAACUCAUGGGGAGAGAGUUGGGGAGAGCAAGGAUAUGUGAGGAUGCAGAGGGAUGUUGAUGUUGAAGGAGGCACAUGUGGCAUUACCAUGCUUGCAUCUUAUCCUACUACUUGAAAUGAUUCAAGCCUGUUGUUGUUUUGACCAUUU